AUGAUUAAUCAAGAAAUCGUUGCUGUCUAUAAAUGGCGAAAGCGUUUUUUUAUAUCACUCUGUCCCUAUCUAUCUAUUUACCUAUCUAUCUAUCUAUCUAUCUAUCUAUCUAUCUAUCUAUCUAUCUAUCUGUCAGUCACUCCUAUUCUAUUCCUAUAUGCAUGCCUGACUAUUCUAUCUAUUCAUUCAUCUAUCUAUCUAUCUAUCUAUCUAUCAUCACACCUAUUCUAUUUCUAUAUGCCUGACUGCCUAUCUAUCUAUCUAUCUAUCUAUCUAUCUAUCUAUCUAUCUAUCUAUCUAUCUAUCAGUCACUCCUAUUCUAUUCCUAUAUGCCUGCCUGACUAUUCAUAUCUAUCUAUCUAUCUAUCUAUCUAUCUAUCACACCUAUUCUAUUCCUAUAUAUUAGUACCUAAAAUCUGCAAGUUCUUGACGAUUUCAUCGUUUUAUUGCUACUGUAAUCUAUCUAUUCAUCUAUCUAUCUAUCUAUCUAUCUAUCUAUCUGCUUGUCUGUCUGUCUAUCUAAGUAUCGCAUUUUGGUCAUUAUUAUCUAUCUAUCUAUCUAUCUAUCUCAGCGGAUCUUUUCUCUCUUUUCUCUUUUUCGCUUUCUUUCCUCAUUCUUUCUUUUUCUUUAAUUCUUUCGCUUUUUCUUUCUCUUUUUCUUUCUCUCCUUUUCUUUCGCUUUCUUUCUCUCUUUCUUUCAUUCUUUCUCUUUUUCUAUCUAUCUCUUUCUUUCUUUAUACUUUCUUUAUUUGUGUUUCGUUUCUUUUUUUUUCUUAUUUUCUUGAGUCUUUUCUUUUUCUUUUCUUUCUUUUUCUCUUCUUUUUCCUUUCCUUUUUUUGUCUUUCGCUGUUUCGUUAA
Molecule: messenger RNA, 858 nt
Organism: Acanthosepion pharaonis
Lineage: Eukaryota; Metazoa; Mollusca; Cephalopoda; Sepiida; Sepiidae
Source: the annotation of a GenBank genome assembly